AGCCCCCUUGAAUACGUUACAUGAGUAACGUCGCUAGCAGAAGCUGUUCUGUCAAAUUAGAGAAUAGAAAUUGCUUUUUAUUUUAAAUGACAAAUUUUCUAUUUAAUCUAGAAUAUAAGUUGUAUUGAAAAAUGGAAAACGAUAGCCCUGUAAUAUACGGACUUGAGUUUCAAAGUAGAGCAUUGUCAGCUCAAACAGCAGAAACAGAUAUUGUCAGAUUUCUAGUAGGCACACAGUCAUUGGAAUUUAAUAACAAUCAAGUUCAUGUAGUGGAAUUGCAUGAAAAAACAGGUGGUUUAAGGACACAAGUGUUUCACCAUCCUAUUGGAGAAAUUUGGUGCUUGCAAGCAUCUCCAGCAGAUCCUAAUGUGUUCAUUACUUGCUAUAAUACUUUAAGUGACGAUGGCAGUUGUCAAAUGAAAGGAGCUAUUUGGAAAUUACCAGAAUUAAAUGAAUAUACAAAUGAUGUUGAGAACCUUCUGAAACUAGCUGACAUUGAUACAACACCAUAUGGGACAGACCUCAAAACUAUUGCCUAUCAUCCUACUGAUGCAACACAAGCGGUCUCAAUUGUAGAUAAUAAUUUUGUAUUAUGGGAUUUAAGUAACAGUGGACCACAGGUUUUAGCUUGUGGCACUUUAGCUAGUAAGGGACAACCACGUUUUACAAAUGGAAAGUGGAAUCCUCAUAAUGGUUGCAAUCAAUUCGUGACGUUAAAUGAAAACAAUGUUCGUGGAUGGGAUUUUAGAAUUCCUUCUGAACCAUCAUGGACAAUUCUAAAUGCACAUUCACAAAUUAUUAGGGAUCUAGACUUCAAUGCCAAUCGUCAAUACAUCUUAUCAACUUGUGGAGAUGAUGGAUACAUGAAGUUCUGGGAUAUUAGAUCACCUGCAGAACCAGUAUUAUCACGUUCAGAGCAUUCACAUUGGGUGUGGAAUAUCAGAAUUAAUCGAUUUCAUGAUCAACUAGUAUUGACUUCUAGUAGUGAUUCAAGAGUCAUACUUAGUAAUAUUGCUUCCAUUUCUUCUGAACCUUUUGGAAAUAUAGUAACCCCUGAAGAUGACAGUACACAAAAUGACUUUACUUGCAAGAAAGAAAAAUUGGAGGAUGGAGUCAUAGGCAGAUACGAAGAGCAUGAAGACAGUGUUUAUGCAGUUGAAUGGUCAUCUGCAGAUCCUUGGACUUUUGCAUCAUUAAGUUAUGAUGGCAGACUAGUUCUUAAUAAAGUUCCCAGGAAGUAUAAAUACCAAAUAUUACUUUAAUAUCAAAUUUUAGCAUCAAAUUAAAUUAAACAAACUUUAUAUAUAUUUCAAAAA
Molecule: messenger RNA, 1316 nt
Organism: Megalopta genalis
Lineage: Eukaryota; Metazoa; Arthropoda; Insecta; Hymenoptera; Halictidae
Product: EARP-interacting protein homolog
Biological process (GO): protein ubiquitination
Molecular function (GO): protein binding
Source: RefSeq, a predicted model, not a curated record